Molecule: messenger RNA, 5033 nt
Organism: Lolium perenne
Lineage: Eukaryota; Viridiplantae; Streptophyta; Magnoliopsida; Poales; Poaceae
Source: RefSeq, a predicted model, not a curated record
ACUCUCCUUCCGGCGCGCUCGCUGCCUUUGCUCUGCUCUUCCGCCAGCCGGCGACGGCGGCUCACUCUCUCGCCCUCCAGUUCCCCUCUCCCCCUCGGCUUCUCCUCCCGCCCCUGCACUCCCCUCCCUCACCGCUAAAUCCUCCUCCCCGCCAAAGGCGCGUGUCUCGUGGAAGCGCGAUCUGCGCCGCCGCCGGUUGCCCGAGAGGCGCGGUCCGGCUGCCAAGUCAAGCCGCCUUCGGAAUAGGCAAGUGUUGGUGUUUUAGAGCAGAUGGCAUUUUCUCACUGUGCAUUGUCAAAGGAGUAGUGAGCAAUGGCAUUCCGUCUACUGUCACGUCAAAAUCUUAGGAAGUUGUCCGCUUCUUUCACUCUCCUUAGUCCAUCCCAAAAGACACUACUUUCACCUUCCCUUCCAGCUCUCAGAACUGAUGUUAUUUCCCCUGGCAAAUACUUAAGCCCCUUUUACCCGUUUGCGAGUUCAUGGGGUGUUCGAUGGGCUAGCUAUGAGUCAGUGAAUCUUGUUUUGUCAGACGAUGGGAAACCCAAGUUCGAAAUUGAAGAAGUGGAGCCCUCCAAGAAGGGGAGGUAUCAGACAAAGAGGCGUUUGAAGCUUCAGAGAAAACGGGAAAAGAAGAAGCGGAAGGAGGCCAAUAAGAAUGAUCCACGGCGUAUCAGACCCAAGGGCAAAAAAAUAAAACAGAAAUUUCCUACAGCUGAAGCUCGGGUCAAAUACAAGAUCGAGAAGGCCCGAUUAAAAGAAUCUAUGCUGGUUGAGAAACUAAAGAGGUAUGAGGUUGAGAAAGCUCAAGGCCCUGUGGCUAAACCAGAGGAUCUCAAUGGCGAGGAAAGAUUUUAUUUGAAGAAAGUUUCACAGAAAAAGUCAAAUUAUGUCCCAAUUGGAAGGCGGGGUGUUUUUGGGGGUGUAAUUCUGAACAUGCAUUUGCAUUGGAAGAAACAUGAGACUGUCAAGGUCAUCUGUAAGCCUUGCAAACCAGGGCAAAUUCAGGACUAUGCAAGUGAGAUAGCUCGACUGAGUGGUGGUGUUCCUAUUAAUGUUGUUGGAAAUGACACCAUAGUCUUCUACCGAGGAAAGGACUAUGUUCAGCCAGAGGUCAUGUCACCAAUUGAUACACUGUCAAAGAAAAAGGCACUUGAAAAGUCAAAAUACGAACAAUCGCUGGAGACAGUUCGACGUUUCAUUGCGGUAUCUGAAAAGGAGCUCGAACUGUACUAUCGGCAUGUUGCACUUUAUGGAAAACCACAAUCCGAGACUACUGAUCUGGUUCAUGGUGAUGGUGGGUAAGCUUCUUCACUAGAAUGGAGGAGUUAAAACAUCGUGGAAAGGACCAAGGACCUCAUCUGGCUAGUAAUGCUUUCUCUGAUAUUAACACGAUGGAUACAUCCAAGUCUGAUGAAGAAUAUGAUUCUAGUAGCGAAUCUGAUGUCAAUGAUGUUGCAACUGGAGAUGCUAUAGAAAGGUACCUGUCACGGCACUCGCCAUAACAUCAAAUUGUUUUGGAAUGAUACACCACACUAUGACAUGGAUACUUCUCUUCACUCAAGAUAGACCUGACAGUUCUUAAGAUGAUGUUAAUGUGCUAUCACUAUGGGUGUCAGUGGGGCAUCCGGGCAUGACUGGCCCAUAAGCCGAUGUCCUGCUAUUUGCCUUUUCGAGAUUACGCCAAAGGCGUACCAUAUUGUUAUAGAAGGCAGACCGGCUACAUUUGCUCAUGUUGCUCUGACUGCUUUGUCCAGCGGGCAUCCCCCAUUUGUGCAUGUUGCUCUGAUUGCUCUGUCCUGAUGGAACCGUUGAUGGUGGCGCUGCCAGUUCCCUGACCUCCCUAUGCCUGGAAGCUACUGCCAGCGCCAGCAUCAGCGUCACCACCUCUGUCGCUAUAUAGCUUCCUCUGCAAUGCAUUGCCAUCAGCAAAGUAGGCAAUUGUGUGACCUACGGCCAUCAGCAUAGUAGCCAAGAGAGGUUAGAUUUUGACCUACUCUUUUUAGUUAGGUCCUCUAAAUUUCAUGUUGUGUACAGUGCGCUUACAUUGAAACAAUAUUCAUUUGCUGGAUCCGAAGCUUAAUCAGAAUUCAAAGUAACGAUGGUCUGUUGAUGCAUUUGACCUUUUACUGUGUCAACCUCCCUGGGUGAUGCUAAUGAAAUCGAGGUACUGUUUCUGCAGUUCUUGUGUUAUGGUGCUCUGUUCCAUGCAGUACACCUGCAUCUCGUUCUUAGCUUUUAUUUUGUACUUGCAUUUUUUAGUAUCUGUGAAUUCAACCUGCAAAUCAAGUCAACCUCCCAGCCUCCCAGGCUGAUUAAUAUCACCGAAUUCUGCGUCCUGAAAGAACGGGUGCAGGUAGAGGCUUUGAUCUCAACUUCUCAAGCAACAUUUCUAGUGAUUCUAUCUGAAGCUCUUAGGUCAACAAAUUCAGUCAUACAAUUUUGUAAGAUGUUUCUAAAAGUGCCCCCAGUCUCAUGGUCAAAAAGGAAAGCUUAUGGGGCCUGCAGGAGCACACCUAUCAAAGGGCUGAAGUGUACAAUACCAAAGUGUCCUGCUAUGUUGCCAAACCACACCACAGGCUGGGACCCACUGAGCAAUCUUAUGGCAAAGAGAGCACUCCACAAUGUAUCUUGCAAAAGCACACCACAAGCUAGGCCCCAUGUGUCAGGAAAAAGUAGUCAAAAAGUGAAACUUGUGACCAAUAGUGGCUAGUGCAGCCCUAAAAGUAAUAUUUAUAUAUUCCUUAUGGUAGUCCACAAGCUUGUGGGUUACCCACAAGAUUUUGAGCUUGUGUAUAGCUUAUAGAUAGGCUCAACUAUGUAUGUGAAAAUUCUUAAGGUGCACUUUUUGCUUGUGGACACUCUUAUGGACUACAUAGUAGAUGCCCUUACACUGAAGAAAAAAUUCCAAAGAACUAGAAUCCUCAAAAGACCCUAUGAAAUUCCAAUGAACCAAAAGAAUCUCUCACAAUACACUUUUUUUUGGUGAUUUUAUAAAAUAUAUUACCUCCGCCCCAAAAUAUAAGCCUUUUUUAGGUAGCUAAACUAGCUUUCUAAGAAAACUUAUAUUUCGAAGCGAAGGUAAUAUUAUAGUACUCUAGUACUCCCUCCGUUCUUUUUUAAUUGACUCAAAUUUAGUAUAAAGUUGUACUAAAUCUGAGUCAAUUAAAAGAGAACGGAGGGAGUACAAAUUAAUGGUCAAGGUUAUGUUUGGAAGACCGUAUUAUACACUAUAUAAAAGACAAUCAGUUUAGGGCAUCUAAUGCUAAUUUGGGCACUGUAGAUGCACAAUUUUUCACCAUUCCGGUGCAUCCACGUCCCCCUUUACCUAAAUAAACAUCAGGCGUUUUAUCUUCCUUCUCCCAUUUUCUUCUCCAUGGAUUGAUCCAGAUUACCGGUUACCUUCCGGUCACUAGGUUAUCCUUCUCACGCCUGGCCAACAGCGGCGGUGUUAUGAGCUGGCCACGUCUUAAAAAUUCUGCCGAUACGCGUGGCAUACCUAGCGAAAGGCGGGCCAAAAGAACGGGCACUUCAGUAUUAAAAUUUGUCUUUCUCUCUUGGAUUUGGCCUCUUCAGGUCUCUUCUUGUCUUUCUCUCUCCUGGCUCACUCCGUCCUGCCGCAUCUUGCGCCGCCGAUCGGGGGCGACCUCCACCUCCGCAUACAUCUCUGGUGAGAAGAAGAUGGUGGCCCGCCGGCCAUGGGGACCAAGCUGCUGCAGGUGGUGGGCGGCUCCAGCACCCUCCUCUGCCGUAGGAUUGUCUCUUCCUGGCCGUCGUUCUGCCUCUUGAGGCGGCAAUGGAGGAACGUCCUUCACCGGAGACGACCCUCUCCUCUCCAUCCCUGGCCGUCCAACGAGAUCGAUGGCGCUGCUCUUGGUGCUGCUCCGCCCGGUCGCCGUGGUAGCCUGCCGGGGCGUCCCAGCCGAUGAUGUACUGUCGGCCCCUCCUCUGCUUCCGGUCUGCAGAUGGACGCUGCCGGUAGGCCGACGGGGCGGCCCGGCCAAGGUCGUCCGGACGCCUCCGUUUCUCCUGCAAGCCUAGAGGUCGACGCUCUGCGGCCGUUACCGCACUCCGUAUGGAUGGUCCAGCGUUUGCGUGUUCAUCUCCAUCCUCUUUAGUUUGUGCAUUAUAUCAUGUUGAGAUGAUUUCUGGUGGCCCAUUCGACUUUUCUCCUCCUCGGUCGUUGGCAACUCUGCCGCCUCCGUCCGUCCUUCCUGCUGAUCUGCAGGUUCAUCGCCCCUGUUUUUCCAUGUGGCCGGCGUGGUGGGCGUCGGAUCAUGCCCCUGGAGGUUGUGCACUUGUGCUCCCGCGUCUGCCUCUCCUGGUCUACAGAUUGAUGGUACCUCUAUUCCUCUGGGUGACUGCCAUGGUAAGCUCCUGGGGCAUGCCGGUGCGUUAGCCUUGCAUACUGGUUUGGCUUCUCCUUCCCGUCCCGAGACGGCUGACGGUGCGGUGUACGACCUCCGCGCCCUCCUGUCCUUCCUGAGGUGUAUCGGCUAUGUGAUGAGCUGAAGCGUCCAUCGUCGUGGUUGAUCCUCUCUCAAGUGGAGGAGAGAUAUUUGUGCGUGCUUGCCCGCAGAGUGUCCGGAUUGGAGUUGUGAGUUGUGACUGUGCGUCGCCGCCGUGGUUCCUGGCUCCUCCACACGUAGUUGCUGCCAUUCACAGCACAUCCAUCUAUGGAUGAUUUGGUUUCCUCACGUAGUCACGUAUCAUGCUUGCAAAGUAACAAGGAGAACCUCAAUGAAGUCAAGAGGAGAAAAACUAGUAUACUCAUAUGUGCUUCAAAUCAAGAUGCUGCCACUGCAACUAAUGGAUUUGACCAAGGUUUCUACCGAUGUCGGUUGCAGUUACCCAACGAUGGAUGUAUCUGUACAAGCUGACAGAGCUCCAAUUGCGGAACAUUUCGUUUACAUGAUGCAACACUUAGUUCCCAUCUGUCAUGUACUAUCUGUAGACUCUAUGUUGUAUGGUAGUGUAGUCUUUUAUUCUGUUGGAAACAUAUUGCCAUUCUAUUGACAGUACUGUAAGUUGCUACA